Parnassius apollo (apollo) is the source of this 234-nucleotide messenger RNA. The record is from the annotation of a GenBank genome assembly. NCBI's taxonomy places the organism in Eukaryota, Metazoa, Arthropoda, Insecta, Lepidoptera, Papilionidae.
AUGCUUGUACGAUACGCAAAACCUCCAAUUUCGCCCCCAUUCGCCCCAAAAUACGCCCGCAAUGCAUUGCUAUUUAUCAGGAUUGUCCAACGCAUACGACGUACUUCACCAGUGACGGGUGCCGAUUGCUGGGCCUGCGAAGAUCCUGCCGACACCAAGCCAGCUAGUGGGGAUGAUAGAUGCGAGGGGCUGCUGGGUGGCGGUGCAGCACGCGCCGGCUGGCGUUUUGCAUGA